Molecule: messenger RNA, 4973 nt
Organism: Ruditapes philippinarum (Manila clam)
Lineage: Eukaryota; Metazoa; Mollusca; Bivalvia; Venerida; Veneridae
Exons: 9
Coding region: 453-2264 (603 amino acids)
Source: RefSeq, a predicted model, not a curated record
AACAAAUUAUUAUCAGUUCUGUGUCGUUUUUUUUAUCAGUUUGUAAACUUUUAAUCGUCAUUUUUACAUAUGCAGUUUAUGUUUUAUUCUUUUAAGUCAUUUAUCGCUUUUCAGUCCAUAUUUAUUAUAUUUCGUUACUGUUACAUAACAAAUGGAGCGAAUAAUUUAGGGGUGAAUCAUUACAUUUCCUAUAAAGCUUCCAAGUGACAUAGAUUAAACAAAUUUUCUGUAGAAUCUAUUAUCUGUUCAAAAUUCUUCGAAUUAAACAGGUGAAAGAUACAGUACAGCUCAAGCGAUUUUUGUACUUUCCAUUUUUUGUCACUGAGGAUACUUUUAACAGUGUGUGGAAAAUCACGGCGGACAUUCUAUGGUCAGUCAUAGUGGAAGAUCACUGCAGACUGGUUAAAAAAUCCCUGCAGUCCCUGGUGGAAAUUCACUGAGAUUUUGCCGGAAUGGACGCAGAUUGGUUAGAUUACUUACCUCUACAAGGUCAAGGUCCAGACCUUGUUGAGCAGGAAGAGUUGAUAUGCUGUAGGAAAAGGGGUAGAGGCAGUAUGGACCAUCGAAUUGUACCCCGUCUACCUCUUACAGCAAUGAUUCAAAGGAUGAAACUUCUAGAUGACUCUGUUAGUUCAGGAAAACAGCGUGGUAGUAGAGGACGGGCCCGGAUCCUUCAAGAUAGAGCAAAAUCUAGCAGACCUCAUGGAUUAAAACAGAAAGAAAAGGAAAAACCUAUAAAAAGGGAAGUAACUGAGACAAUUUAUGAUGAUAACCAAAUAAAUGAGAGGAAUGAUCCAACGUACAACCAUCAAUGGAGACAAAAUGAUUUUCCUAGCCUUGGAAUAGAACACACUACAGAAGGUUCUCCAAAAAAGAAGUGCAGGAGUAUGAUUGGUGAUUCACAGGAAUAUAAGGAUGUCAUUGUAACGACCAAUGAGGUUGACCCUGAAAUAAAUAAUCUUGAAGCUGAAGAACCAAGACUGUCCUUUCCUGUUAACAAAAUACACCAUUCAUCUGUUGAAACAGUGUUAAAUAAACCCAAACUCCUGAAAAAAGAAAAGAAGGAAAAGUUUGACUUCACAAAAGCGAAUCAAAAACUUUUGCAAGAAUUUCCCAUUGUUAAAUCAGGGCCUAAAGUUUAUUCUUUGACACAGCAUAAUAUAGAGAAAUUUCUCAGAGAGAGUGAUACAGAAAGCAGCUGUUCAAGUUUAGAUAUGACAUGCAGUACUUCCGAAAAUUUAGAUGAUCUUCCUCUUUAUGAGAGAUAUGCUGUGACACUUGAUGACAUAAAGAAAUCCAAGGCAGCAGCUAAAGUUCCUCCUAAAGUUAAAGGCCAUCUGGCUAAUCUUCUAGAAGCUAUGGAUAGUUAUUGUGAAAAUCCAGAGGCUUAUUUUAAUAAUCAAAAUAAAACAGUUGAAGACUCAGGUGAAGGUGCAGGUAGUAAAGAGGUUUUGUCCAAUAAAAACUUAGAAAGUAUUGUGUCCAAUGCCUCAGUAGUAUCUGAUAUGUCAAAUUUAAAUUCACCUAGUGAGAAUAAUGUUGAUAAUGAAAACAAUAGGGAAUGUAAAAGCUUGAUGGAAGAUAUUGAGGAUACUGAUGUGGUAGUCAGUACAAAUAAUAAUGCUGACAGUGAAACUGUUGAACUAUCCAAUAGAUUUGUUAAUUGUGGAGAUGAAAAGAUUCAUGAGUGUGAUAAAGGACAUAUAGAAGGUGAAGAAAGUGAUAGUUUACAGAUAGAAAUGGAUGUUAAUAUACAGUCUAGUGAUAAAAAGGAAGAGUGUGGAGUAAAAGAAAAUUAUUGUGAAAAACAAAAAGCAGAAGAUCAAAUAGCAAAGUUAGACAAAAUAGAUCUGCAAAGUGAGCCGGUUAGUCCAGUUUUCAAUAACAAUAGGCUGGACAAUGAUUUAAAUGGAUUUCAGAAAGUUGUACGAAAACAGUCAAAAAAGAGGACUUCUCCAACAUUUUCAAAAAGGAAUUUCAGCACUGAUACAAAAGACAAAUCUGUUUGGAGGAUUUAUGGAACAAAUGCUAUCCAGGUUGAUGGUUUACCUGAGGCGUGUGACAUAAGUGAACUUCAGGGUAUGGUGGCUGGAUUUGGAACUGUCAUUGACUUUCAAAUUAGAGCAAUUGACUCUGGGACAUCUGUGAGGUUUAAGUUAAAUAAUAAAGAUGCUUGUGAGUAUGCAGUACAGUGCCUGGAUGACACAGAUUGUCUGUUUCCAGAAAGUAACUGUAAACUGACAUGCCACCAGUUACAUACAUGAGAAGAACAAAGACCUAGACUUUAUAUAAAUUCCUGUCUGAUCUCAGGUUUUUCUAGAUACUUUCUAUGCAGGAAAAUCUGUGUUUAGAUCUCAUUUAUUCCAAAAAAGUUUGAAUUUUAUAUCAAGAAUUUAAACUCCUUUGUCUUGUAUAUUUCAAUAAGUUUUUGACCACAUAGCAGUUUAUACUUAACAUCUUUCAAGGACACAAGUCUUAUGGUAAAUUUGAACUGACCCGCAUUUGAGACAUUUUUUUACAACUGUGAUUUUUUUGCUUUAGACUACUUUACAUUUGCUUUAUACUUGAAAGUAUCACAUUUCAGUCUUCCAACGUUACUAGGUAGCACAAAAUGUUUAUUGGGUUGCAGUUCAAAUUGGAAAUAUUCAAACUUUAAAUUAAGUGUGCUAGAAAAGUAAACCUGAAACAUUUCUAAAAGUUCUAUAGUAGCUGUAAUAUGUGAUUUUCAUAUUUUCAUAAAAAAUUUAAAAAUAGUAGCCCUCAAAAAAUUACAGGCACAUUAUGCUUCAGAAAUCCACAUUUUUUUUUUUUUUUUAAAUAAUGAAUUAAGAGCAUGCAAGAUAUUUUUCUGCUAAAGAAAAAGCACUGAACAUGUAGUAAUACCUCGUAAAGGUAGCAAGAUGUAAACAAAGUAGUAUUUUAGUUCCAUGUAAAAUACUAAUUCACUAUAAUUAUACCAUUUGCCAACAUAACAAAAUCAGCAAAAAAAGUUUAUGUAUAAUGGCAAAUGAGUUUUUUUUGGAAAAUGAUAUCAAAAAUAAAAUUACAGUUUUUGAGAGGAAAAAAAUGAUAGCAUUUUUGACGCAUAAUUGGCCUUUAUAAUUGACGGUAAUAAAUUUAUUCCUGCUUUACUUUUUAUGGAAAAGAAUUCUUCAAUCCAGAUCCUUUAUAUUUUUAUUUAUUUUUUCUGCAAAGAUGAAAUUUUUUGAGAUGAUACAACGAUAGUUUGAACUGUAUUAAUUUUAUGCAUACAAUUUGGAUGUUUAAAAAAACUGAUGUAUGGUAUUUAAUUCUCAUCCCUUUAUAUACAUUCGACCUUUCAGUCAUGCUUGAGGAAUGAUUUGGAAUUCAGAAAUAUUUCCAAUUGUUAAAUGUCAUUUAUUCAGAACAAAAUUUAGUUAAUUCAUAUUUUAUAAAUUAAAAUUUAAGGCAGGAUAAUGUGAUAAUUUAUAAUAUAAAAGUACGAUGUCUUUUCUUGUUACAUGUUCAUGCAAUUUACUAUCACAUUGUCACAUCUAUUACAAUAACACUUUUAUCUCUUUCUUUUUACAAGACAGCAGGGGAGUUGGUAUAAUAAUCAGUUUAAUUUACCAGUCAAAUACAUUGUAAUUUCAUAGUUAAGUUCUUGUAACAAAGGAGUUAACAUGUAAUAAGAUGAUGAGAUGAAAAUAUAUUAAAUGUAACACAUAUAACUUGAGUAUGUUGAAUCUUGUAUUGAUUGUAAUUUUUGAAAGAUUUUUCUUAUAGAAAUUGCUAGUUAUGGAAUUGUAUUUGAAACUAGCUAUACUGUAGUCAACUGAGAUACUGUGCUGGUAAUUUUUAAAGAGAUACUUAAUUGUGCAUGUUCAGUUGUGUACUUUAUUACAAUGGUUGCUUACAGGGUUGUCAUAAAGAGGUUACAAGAGGCAAAAAUAACUGUCUGAAAAAGCAUUUUGGGCUGCCUCUUAACUUGAUAAAACACUCCUUGUUGUAUGUUAUAAACCAAAAUUAAAAUGACCACCUCAUAUUCAGAAUAAACCAUCUCAGUAAAAUGUUAAUGACAACCUUGUGUUUAAAGUGCAAUUUUAUAUUGGUGCAAUGUAAACAUUCUGUUGAUAUUUACAUUCAUAUGUGCCAUUUAGAAGUAGACAGUGAUGUUGAUGGACUAGAUAUUAUAUGAUCUUAUAUUUGACUGUUGGAAUAGAAUAUUAUGUUACCAUUUCUUUAAAUCUGAAUUCAACUUAUUCAGCACUUACAGAAUGUUUUUUACAGAGUGGUGAAACAACUGUUUGAUUUUGACUCUUGUUAUAGUAGAUUAGUUAAUUAAUUGAUUAAGUUAUUCAUGUAUAAAACUUGAGGUUAGAUUGUGAAACAAGUUCUUUCAACUUGUCUUAAUCACUUUCGAGUUCUCUUACUGAACAAAUCAGUACUGGUGUUUCAUGUAAGAUUAUUUUGUCACGUUUUUGUAAAUAUGUUACUUAAAUAUGCAAAGUAUUAUUGGAAAGUUAUUCCUUUGUGAUUAAUAUUAUUUAAUUUAGUUUUGUUUUUUCUCACAUAAUAUCAUUAUUUAUUUAUUUACCAUUACCCUGUGGAUUUCGUUACUGUUAUUCUGUCAAAACAACAGGUCAAUGUUAGUUUUGAGAUAUUAUUAUCAAGAUCUAAUAAUUAAGCAACCAGCAUUUGAACGUUACUAGGCCAGACUGCAUGGAUGAUUUAAUGUAAAGGUACUUCUCUCAAAUAUCAUCAAAUAUAUCCUUUUCUAAACUUUGGAUAGUUGUUCAAUAUCAAACCUGAACAGCCUGCAUUUUAAGAGCAUUGAUUACUCUAAAAUUCACUUUUGACAUGCUUUAUGUGUCUCACCUGAGCUGAGGUGAGCUUUUCUUAUGGCAAUGUGUUCACCAUCUAUUGUUAUUGACAAUUUCUGUACUAAAUUACUUGAUGCAUUUUGACUACACUUCACAGGAAUAAUCCUCAGGUGGUGCUCUACAAAAGUU